Eptesicus fuscus (big brown bat) is the source of this 3301-nucleotide messenger RNA. RefSeq names its product coiled-coil domain containing 174 (gene CCDC174). The transcript has 11 exons. The record is from RefSeq and is a predicted model, not a curated record. The coding region runs from base 59 to 1468 and encodes 469 amino acids. Lineage: Eukaryota; Metazoa; Chordata; Mammalia; Chiroptera; Vespertilionidae. Gene Ontology annotation, cellular component: nucleus.
AGAACCCAGCGGGGACUUGGGAAGGAUUCAGUUUGUGCUGGGACACUCUGGCUCCACCAUGGACCGAAGGAAAAAGCCCCUGGACGUCACGGCCUCCUCGUUGGUAGACCUUAAGGCCGAACUCUUUCGAAAACAAGAAGAAUUCAAACAAGAAAAACUUCUAAAAGAUUCUGGAGUUUUGGGAAAACCAAAAACAACUAAUAAGAAACCAAGUAUCUGGAACAAACAGAAUGCAGGAGUUUCAAAUCGCGCUGAGAAGGAUGCGGAACAGAAGAUUGAGGAACAGAAGACUUUAGACAAAGCAAGGGAAAAAUUGGAAGAAAAAGCUAAAUUAUAUGAAAAAAUGACCAAAGGAGACUUUAUAGAUGAAGAAGUGGAGGAUAUGUACCUUGUGGAUUUCACGCAGAAGAUGAUAGACAAGCACAAAGAAAUGGAGUCAUUUGGUGCCAAUCGAGAUUCUAGAAAGGCAGGAGAAAGAGAUGAGGAUGAAGAAAAUCUUUCUGAAACAGAUAUACCUCCUCCCCAGGACCCCAGUGAAGAAUGGGUGGACUAUGUGGAUUCCUUAGGGCGAUCCCGGCGCUGCAUGAAAAAGGAUUUGCCACAUCUGCUGGAGAUGGAUAAAAAUCUUCAGGGGAGGCUUUUUGUUAGUCCCGCUAAUGAAAAAACCUUACUAUCUGAAGACAUGAGAAAAGAACUUCAGCGCCAGCAAUGGGAGGAAGAAGAACGGGAGGCCCUGAAAAGGCCAAUGGGGCCUAUACAUUAUGAAGACAUUCGUGAAAAUGAGGCCCGGCAACUUGGUGUUGGAUAUUUUGCCUUUGCCCGAGAUAAAGAGUUAAGAAACAAGCAAAUGAAAACUUUAGAGAUGCUGCGUGAACAGACAACAGACCAGAGAACAAAACGAGAAAACAUAAAAGAAAAGCGAAAGGCUAUGUUAGAAGCAAGACUUGCCAAACUUCGACAAAAAAAGAUGAAAAUAUCAAAAGAUGAUGGAGCAGAGGAAGAAAGUAAAGAAAUAGAUGGAAAUGUUAUUGGGCCUUUGCCACCAGAACCAGAGGCCAUGCCAACUCCGCCUAUUGCUGCCCAGCGUAGCAAAGUAGAAGUCAUCGUUCAGGAGAGGAAGGACACCAGGCCCGGAGUGCCACACGUCCGGGAGUGGGACAGAGGAAAAGAAUUUUCCUUUGGGUACUGGUCGAAGAGGCAGUCAGAUCUCCGGGCUGAAAGAGAUCCUGAGUUUGCCCCACCGUCGGAUUACUUUGUGGGUCAAAAGAGAACUGGUUCUUUCAGUAGCCAGACAUGGAGCAGACCUGCGCCUGCACAGAGUGACGCAGGGCAGCACCCUGGCCAAAGCCAUGACCCCAGCUGUUCACAUACAUCACCCACUCCUGCUCCCAGCAGCCCACCACAAGCCCCCAAGGUCACUUUUGAAACUCUGGAUGAUAUGAUAUCUUAUUAUAAACAAGUGACAUGAACUUAAAAAUCAUUCUGACUUGGGUCCAUGCUGUUGGUGGUGUCUUUUUCUCUUAGAGCAGAGAAAAUGACUUGAUUUUAGGAACUGAAAUGUAACUUUGUUUUCCUGCCCUUUCCCUAGAAGAUAGAGGUUGGAUUUGUCAACAAGGAAGAAGGUGAAUGGUACCUUGGGAAAUCUGUGGCCAUGUGGCCAUUCAUUUCUUUCUAAUUUGUAUAGCGAGAUAUUCAUGUGGCUUUAGGUGUGAUGGAAUAGAAAUAUUCUGUAAUAUUUGACACCAAGGAGUUUGUAAUCCUGUCUUUCAUACCUGCUCCCAUGACUUACUCAGAUUUAAGGGCUCCAUUCCUUCUGCAGAUGUUAGCAUGUAGAUGUCUUUUUUCCAAAGAUUCAGCUUUCAGAUCAGUUGAUGGAGCAUCUAUCAGGAGGAACUAUUGCCUGUCAAAGAGUGGCAAAUGAAGAGACACUGUGGGCGACGAAGUGGUCUAGUUUUCAAGAGGACAUCUCAGUGUCAUCUUUUCAGCAGCAGACAGGCAGUUGGAGUUGGCCACCAGGCCCACAAGACUCCUACAGCCACUUCCCAAGCCAGUGAGUCCUGUAAGAAUGUGCUACAACAGUUCCUCAAGCACCCACAGGAGCCCACCUUUCUCUGGGCUCUGUGGUGCACAUGUUUUUUGUUCCCACAGCACAGCGGUGUUGACAUAAGUGCUCCCAUUCUCAUUACAGAUUGCGAAUUGGAGCGUAAAGAAGGUCAAUGACUUGUACAAGGUCAUAUGGCAUCUAAAUGGCAGAUCUAGGACUUAAACACAGUUUAAGCUUAGGUUUGCUGCAGACUCAUGCUUUCUCCAACGCCUUCUACUCUCAGUCUUGUUGCUCCAAUAUCAAGCAAUAUUAGACAAAAUUUCCAAAUUCCUGAGAACCUCUAGACUCCAUAUUGGGCAAAGUUGCAGACUUAUUAAUGGUCAUUCUGUCAACCUAAUCAGGGAAAUACCUCUUAUCAAAUACUAGAGUCCUGGUGCACAAAACUCAUGCUCUGGGGGUGGGAGGUUCCCUCAGCCCAGCCUGCGCACUCUCGCAGUCUGGGAUCCCUCUCGCAGUUCGGGGCCUUGCAGUCUGGGACCCCUUGCUCCUUACCGCCUGCCUGCAGUGGUGGUGGGAGAGGCUCCUGCCACCACUGCUGCACUCGCCAGCUGUGCCCAGCUGCCCCCUGUUGGUCAGUGUGCAUCAUAACAACCAGUUCUGGUCAUUCCGCUGUAAGGGUCACUUAGGCUUUUAUUAUAUAGAUACAUUAAAACCAACUAACCUGGCUGCCUUUUUUAUAGAAAUUGGACAAACUAAUCCUAAAAUUUAUAUGGAAUUGCAAGGAACCCAGGCUAUCCAAAACAAUCUUGAAAAAACAAAAUUGGAGGAUUCACACUUUCUAAUUUUAAGACUUGCUACAAAGCUAUAAAAAUCAAAACAAUGCGGUACUGACAUAAAGAUAAACACAUAGAUUAAUGGAAUAGAAUUGAGAAUUCAAAAAUAAAUCCAUACACUUAUGGUCAACUGAUUUUUGACACUGGUGCCAAAACUGUCUAAUGAGGAAAGAACAGCUUUUUCAACAGGAUUCUGUGACAACUAACUACCCACAUGCAAAAUAAUGAAUUUGGAUCCAUAUCUCAUGCCAUAUACAAGACAAACUCAAAGUGGGUCAGAGACCUAAAUGUAAGAGCUAACAGUAUAAAACCACUGGAAUAGCUUGUAGAACAAAAGAAGAGGAGACAAAAAGAAAAACUGGAAUAUUAAAAAAAAGAAUUAUUAGCUCUCCUGACUCAUAAGAAAAACAAAAAGAAAAGAAGG